Eucalyptus grandis is the source of this 2049-nucleotide messenger RNA. RefSeq names its product cyclin-dependent kinase G-2-like. Gene Ontology annotation, biological process: protein phosphorylation; regulation of mitotic cell cycle. Gene Ontology annotation, cellular component: nucleus. The record is from RefSeq and is a predicted model, not a curated record. Lineage: Eukaryota; Viridiplantae; Streptophyta; Magnoliopsida; Myrtales; Myrtaceae. Gene Ontology annotation, molecular function: ATP binding; cyclin-dependent protein serine/threonine kinase activity.
CGAGAUUCGCUCUACUUGUUGCGGCGAAUUUAGCCAGUAUCGUGGCCAUGCGGAUAAGCGGAGUGAUGGGCGCAAGAUGGAGUCCAAGAAUCGAGAUAAGGAGCAUCAGCUUGUUGAGGUGCAGAGGGGUGCCAAGUUGUACCAAGAUGGUGUGCAGCAUCCCCCUGAGAAGAAGAGGAAGUUCUCCCCGAUGUUAUGGGAUGUGGAGGACAGGGAAAUCAGGAUAUCAUCCAAGAACCGAGUGGUUUCAGCCACCACUAUUUUAAGUCCUCCUGUGGCUCCAUCUACAAUGUCAUCGAAUGAUGAGUCGGGUGGCUGUGUUUUGAACUCCUCUAUCUCGUUGGAGCUGGUACAUGGAUCUGAUCUUCCUAUGGCUGAUCAAUCUAUAUCUCUCAGUGCAUCUGGAUGCAAGGCCCAGGCAUUGCAUCAGGAGCAAAGCGAGGCUGGUGAUCAAGAUGACAGUAUGGUCGAGGAUGGAGAAUUUGUUCAUGAGAGGACCAUCUCUAUGUCACGAUGGGCAUUUGAUAGUGAUUCACCAAGUCUUAUCUGUGCAUCCGAUGAUGAAGAAAUCAUACUGGAGAAUAGAGCAUUGGUCACAAAGAGGUCAAGUCCAGAGAGUGGGGAGUUUCUUCCAGGAGGCUCAGGUCAUCGAACAAGGUCUUCUGGAUCUGAUGAGAUUGGGCUGGCUGGUGGAGCGAGUGUAGGGGAAUCUGAAGAUGGUGACCAAGCUGUCGUCAUGGAUGGGGAUCGCACUUAUCUUAGCGAUGCAGACAACAACCAUGAUGACACGCAUGUUGAGAACAAUAGAGAACAUCAAGAGUUUGAAGUGUCCUCAUUGCCUGCAAGACAAAGUAUAAACAUGCUUCAUUCUUGCAGAAGCGUCUUUGAAUAUGAAAGACUGAACAAGAUUAAUGAAGGCACUUAUGGUGUUGUCUACCGUGCAAGGGAUACGAAAACAGGGGAAAUAGUGGCUUUGAAGAAGGUGAAGAUGAACAAACAGGACUCUGAUGGUGGUUUUCCCCUAACAUCUUUGAGGGAGAUAAACAUUUUACUGUCCUUAAAUCACACUUCUGUUGUAGGUGUUAAAGAAGUCGUUAUGGAUGAUGAUAAUAGUAUAUUUAUGGUCAUGGAGUACAUGGAACACGAUCUCAAGGGGCUGAUGGAAGCAAGGAAGCGUCCUUUCAGUACAAGUGAAGUCAAAUGCCUGAUGCUUCAGCUAUAGGGCGUCAAGUAUCUUCAUGAUAAUUGGAUACUUCAUCGUGAUUUGAAGACAUCGAAUCUUCUUUUUAACAACAAGGGUGAGCUAAAAAUAUGCGACUUUGGGUUGUCAAGGCAGUAUGGGAGCCCAUUGAAGCCGUAUACUCCUCUCGUUGUUACCCUGUGGUACAGAGCACCUGAACUUUUAUUGGGAGCAAAACAGUACUCAACAGCAAUUGAUAUGUGGUCAAUAGGGUGUAUUAUGGCUGAAAUGUUGGCCAAUGAACCGCUUUAGGGAAAUAGUGAAGUCAAUCAGCUUGACAAGAUUUUCAGGACUCUUGGCACACCCAGUGAGAAAAUAUGGCAUGGAUUCUCUGAAUUGCCUGGUUCAAAAGCGAACUUUGUUAAACAACCGUAUAAUUUGUUGCGAAAGAAGUUUCCUGCUGUAUCUUUUACUGGAACUACUGUUCUUUCUGAAUUGGGGUUUGACUUGCUGAACAGGCUUCUGACAUAUGACCCAGAGAUGAGAAUAACAGCAGAUGAAGCCCUUGAACAUGAUUGGUUUCGUGAAGUUCCACUGCCUACUUCUAAGGAUUUCAUGCCAACAUUUCCCCCUCUGCAUACUGUUGUCAGAUGAUUGCCUGCAGCCAGAUUGGAUUUUUGGACAAAGAAUUUAACCUGCAGUUCUCCCUGGAACAAUUUGAUUUGUUUGAGAUGGAUGUCUUUCUAAACCUCCUGCUUUGAUUUCUAGGCAUCUGGAAGAUUGUCUUGCUGGAGGAAGAGUAACUGCAGGGUGCAUAAUUGCAUUUUCUGUCCUUGGCAGGAACCUAGAAGAAUCAUUGAUGAUAGUAA